Messenger RNA from Linum trigynum, 1795 nucleotides. NCBI's taxonomy places the organism in Eukaryota, Viridiplantae, Streptophyta, Magnoliopsida, Malpighiales, Linaceae. The record is from the annotation of a GenBank genome assembly.
CUAGUAUGCCUUCUCUUUGAAGAUAAUUAAUUAACUGAUUAAUUAAUCAAGCAGCGUGGGAUUUGGGGACACGCGUCCGACGAAACAGGCAGAUUCAGACACAAAUCCUGGGGGAAAAACUAAAAAAAAAUUAAAGAGAGAAAAUAAAACAAACAGACUAUUUAUCAAUCAACCACACUCCAAUUCCCAGGAGAAAGAAAACAAACGGAAAACCAGCUGCGAAGAAGAAGAAGAAGAAACAGAAAACUCCGGUCACCACCGCCAUUAUUUUUUUUCUCUUUGGAUCAAGAGCAUCACCUCCUGAUUCAGAAUCGCAGAACAACCCGCGACCGACAACAAUGGCGGUUUUACUAUCAUCUUCUUCUUCCUCGGGACAAUUGUCCGCAUCUCCGUCGUCGGCGAAGAAACAGGCGCUGUUCAUAGUCUCCCUUGUAACCCUAUGGUACUCGUCCAACAUUGGGGUCCUUCUCCUCAACAAAUUCCUCCUCUCCAAUUACGGGUUCAGGUUCCCAAUCUUCCUCACAAUGUGCCACAUGUCCGCCUGCGCCAUCUUCUCCUACAUCUCGAUCGUGUUUCUCAAGGUCGUGCCUCUGCAGACCUUGAAAUCCAGGCAGCAGCUCCUCAAGAUCUCGACGCUCAGCGUGGUGUUCUGCGCCUCCGUCGUCGGCGGCAACAUUUCCCUCCGUUACUUGCCUGUUUCUUUCAAUCAGGCGGUCGGUGCCACGACGCCGUUCUUCACGGCCGUGUUUGCUUACCUGAUGACGUUUAAGCGGGAGGCUUGGGUCACUUACUUUGCCCUCGUCCCUGUGGUUAUCGGCGUCGUCAUUGCCAGCGGGGGGGAACCAGGCUUUCACUUGUUUGGAUUUAUCAUGUGCAUCAGUGCAACUGCAGCCAGGGCUUUUAAGUCUGUUCUUCAGGGCAUUCUGCUUUCUUCUGAUGGGGAGAAGCUGAACUCGAUGAACUUGCUCCUGUACAUGUCGCCAAUUGCUGUCUUCGUUCUAGUCCCCGCGGUGAUCGUGAUGGAGCCUGACGUGUUGAAUUACACAUUGGCACUCGGGAGGAAAGACAAGUUCAUGUGGUUGCUACUCAUACUCAAUUCCUCACUCGCCUAUUCCGCCAACUUAACAAACUUUUUGGUCACCAAACACACCAGUGCAUUAACCCUCCAGGUGCUGGGGAAUGCGAAAGGCGCAGUAGCUGUGGUGAUCUCCAUCUUCAUAUUCAGGAACCCGGUUACCUUCAUCGGGAUCGGUGGGUACACCAUCACUGUACUUGGAGUGGUUGCUUAUGGAGAGACCAAGAGAAGGUUUAGAUGAAUGAAUUUCCCACUUUCUUUUUCACCCUUCAUGUUUUCACAAAAGAUGAUUAGGGAAUCCCCCAUCUCUUCUCAGUCUACUGCAUAUGGGAGGAUGAAUUUUGAUUCAUUUACUAGGGAGAGAGAGAGCAUUUAUAUGUUGUAUUAUGUAUAUUUAAGGUAGGAAUGACUUAAGCUGGAGAUUGCUAGCAAACAAUGAUGAAUGAUCUUUCUAUUAUAUCCCAAGUUAAAUUUUACCUACGAAUUCACAUCGCUCCGAUAUUUUACAACGGAGAAACAUUGAUGCAUACGUCUGAAACUAAUCCGACUUCAUAACUGCUAGCAAAAUUCGAUGCAUACACCAAAUCAACGAGAGGAAGCAGAUUCAUGUUUUUACAGUCCUGUCAUUCGUUCACCGAUGAACUCAGCAGCGCACCAUGGCGAUUUCCUUACCGACGUAUAUCGAAAAGGUGAGAUCUCUAAUAAUCAAAAGAGUCUUUU